Messenger RNA from Nerophis ophidion (straightnose pipefish), 1715 nucleotides. Its product is annotated as paired box protein Pax-6-like. The coding region runs from base 1 to 1299 and encodes 432 amino acids. Gene Ontology annotation, molecular function: DNA-binding transcription factor activity, RNA polymerase II-specific; RNA polymerase II cis-regulatory region sequence-specific DNA binding. NCBI's taxonomy places the organism in Eukaryota, Metazoa, Chordata, Actinopteri, Syngnathiformes, Syngnathidae. Gene Ontology annotation, biological process: anatomical structure development; regulation of transcription by RNA polymerase II. The record is from RefSeq and is a predicted model, not a curated record. The transcript has 11 exons.
AUGCCACAAAAAGAUUACAGAAGUCAAACGAGCUGGGAGAGCGGUGUGGCCUCCAUGAUGCAAAACAGUCACAGUGGGGUAAACCAACUUGGAGGUGUGUUUGUGAAUGGGAGACCAUUGCCUGAUUCCACCAGGCAGAAGAUAGUAGAACUGGCUCACAGUGGAGCUCGACCAUGUGAUAUAUCCAGAAUUCUACAGGUGUCCAAUGGCUGUGUGAGUAAGAUUUUAGGCAGGUAUUACGAGACAGGUUCGAUUCGUCCUCGGGCAAUUGGAGGAAGUAAACCUAGGGUCGCCACUCCAGAAGUUGUAAGCAAAAUCGCUCUGUACAAGAGAGAGUGUCCAUCGAUCUUCGCCUGGGAGAUCAGAGACAGGCUGUUGGCGGAGGGAGCCUGCACUAAUGACAAUAUCCCCAGUGUUUCCUCUAUAAACCGAGUGCUAAGGAACUUGGCCAGUGACAAGACGCAAAUAGGAACAGAGGGAAGCGAGGGAAUGUUUGAAAAGCUCAAAAUGCUUAAUGGUCAAGCCACCUGGACGGGGCGAACUGGGUGGUACCCUGGCUCCACACUCAUUGCCACUGAAUGUGCGCAGACAGGAAGGGUGGAAAACACGAUAUCGGACAGCUCCAACAACGACGACCCAGAGGAGACUCAAAUGAGGCUUCAACUGAAGAGGAAACUGCAGAGAAACAGAACAUCGUUCACACAGGACCAGAUAGAAGCACUUGAGAAAGAAUUUGAGAGGACACAUUAUCCUGACGUGUUUGCACGAGAGCGUCUUGCCAACAAAAUAGACCUGCCAGAGGCACGAAUACAGGUUUGGUUUUCCAACAGAAGAGCAAAGUGGAGAAGAGAAGAGAAGUUGAGGAAUCAACGGCGUCAAGUGUCCAACUCUUCCAACCAUAUUCCCAUCAGCAGUAGUUUUAAUGCCAGUGUUUACCAACCUCUACCACAAACUACAACACCAGUGUCCUUCUCAUCAGGAUCUUUGUUAGGGAGGUCGGACUCGGUUCUGUCAAGCAGCUACAGCCUACCAGCCAUGCCAAACUUUAGCAUGACGGCCAGCCUACCCAUGCAAACAUCUAGUCAGACUUCGUACUCAUGCAUGCUGCCCACCAGCUCAGGUGGAAAUGGAAGAAGUUAUGAGACCUACACUCCUCCACAUAUGCAAGCACACAUGAACAACCAGUCACUGACCUCUUCGACAUCGUCAACAGGUCUGAUUUCUCCAGGAGUUUCAGUUCCAGUCCAAGUUCCAGGAAGUGAAACACACAUGUCGCAAUACUGGCCAGGUCUGCAGUAAUGUUCUUAAAAGCCUGUGUCAAAAGGGACAUUUCAUUGGUAAAUGGUACGGAUUGUAACUAAACCUUUGAGAAAAGUGAGACAAAGACUUUGGUAAUGGUUCUGAGUGGAGGACUUUUACAGUACUUAAUGGUUGCUGUAAACCAGUACGCCUUAGCAACAAUAUUUAUUUUCUUACCGUGGUAUUAUGGAGCCAGAACAUUGCCAGGAAGUUUUGGUACAGUCAUCCCUCAUUUAUCACCGUGGUAAGCAAAAGUCUGCAAAGUAGGAUAAUUAAUAAUAGAUCGAAUAUCUUCAUAGUUGUAGCAGAAAAACAUCUGAUUACCUUUUUUUUAACACAUUCCGACCCCUUGAAACAUGAAAUUACUACUCUUUACACUCUUUUCACCCAAAACGUAGCCUUCAGUGCUGUGACUG